Symbiodinium necroappetens is the source of this 1050-nucleotide messenger RNA. Lineage: Eukaryota; Dinophyceae; Suessiales; Symbiodiniaceae. The record is from the annotation of a GenBank genome assembly.
AUGGGUGUCUACUCAGACAUUGAUGUGUACACCAGAGACAGGGAGGCCUUCCUUGGCCACCCUUAUGCCUUCCGGCUGUUUUCGGCAGUGGUGACCAAUCUGCUGAUCUUCAAGAUGAAUGCGGCGUACCAGCGGUACUGGGAGGCUGCCGGAGCCAUGCAAUCCAUGGCCACCAAAUGGCUGGACGGUGCGUGCAUGGCGGUCACCUUCGAUGCGGCAGGUGAUUCCGACAAUCCCUACCUGAGCGGCAGUGAGUGGCAGAGGAGCUCCGCACCUGAUCCCAGCAGUAGCAAGGGCGGCCCCGAUCACACCGAGUAUGUCGGGGAUGUCCUGCAUCUCUGCAGCCUGCUCCAUGCGGUGACGCUUCUUCACCUAAGAAGAGAUUCGAAUCUGGACAACCUGGUGCCCUCCAAGCUGGGGCCAAGGCACACCAUCAUGCCAAGCAGCCCGUCUUUCUGGUCCGAGAGGUCCAUGUUCUCUCCGGAACACAUUUCGGACCUCUACAAGAUUCAGAAGAUCCCUGUCUUGGGCGGCUUGCGGCCGGAGGAAAAGGCGGUGCUCCUGAGCGACGGCAAAGGUCAGUCACUUCCGACCUUUGCACGAGCUGCCAUGGUGGAGGGGUGGUUCAUGCGGCGGCUGAUCGGCCGGCAGAAGUUCGAGCAAGGUGAGACUUCCAAGACUUCGCCCCCGAUCCUGAGCCGACUGUACCAGGUGAUCUCAGAUGGUACACUGUGGUCGUCCACAGCUGCAAAGAGCUCGGAGAUUCCUUUCCCCUUCCCCUACCAGAACUUCGUGGAGGUGAUGGUCUGGCUCUUUACGUUCCUAGCGCCCAUCGUCAUCAAUGGAAUCAUCUUCGAGCAGCUGCUGAGGACCGUCGCCAGCUUCACGGUGGUCUUGUGCUUCCACACGCUUAAGAACACCAGCGACGUCAUGGAGGGCGGCGGUAUAGAGUUGACGAUCAAUGAUCCGUACCUUCCUUAUGAUCCAAACGAUCUUCCGCUGGUUUCAUGGCAGCGCUCCGUGAACGCCCGGCUUUUGUCCUUCGGGCAA